Molecule: messenger RNA, 1335 nt
Organism: Sabethes cyaneus
Lineage: Eukaryota; Metazoa; Arthropoda; Insecta; Diptera; Culicidae
Gene: Ip259
Product: ribosome biogenesis protein NSA2 homolog
Exons: 2
Coding region: 295-1074 (259 amino acids)
Biological process (GO): maturation of LSU-rRNA; maturation of 5.8S rRNA
Cellular component (GO): nucleolus; preribosome, large subunit precursor
Source: RefSeq, a predicted model, not a curated record
CAUGUUCUGCAAAAUAAGUUGAUAUCGUAAAAUAGAUUCAAAUCUAAUAAAGGAAACCAAGUUUGGCGUACUAAUUUUGUUUAGGUUCGAAAUAAAUUCAAACCCCGUGUAUCGUAGACCGCACAUGUAAAUGGCCGAAACGUCAAAUUAAGGAGUAAACAGUGAAUAGUGUUGAAGAAAGUGAUUUUGGGGCUCUGUGACGAAUAUAUCGCAUAUGUUGAGGAUCUUUUAUGAGAAAGCGGCAAGAAUUUAAGUAAGCGUUUCACUUUCUAGCUCUGAUCACUCGCAUUCAACAUGCCGCAGAACGAGUAUAUUGAACGUCACAUCAAGCUACACGGUCGCCGUCUCGAUUAUGAAGAGCGCAAACGAAAACGCGAGGCUCGCGAGCCUAAAAAGCGUGCAGCCAUGGCCCGUAAGCUACGAGGCAUUAAGGCCAAGUUAUUCCAGAAACAACGGCGGAACGAAAAAAUCCAAAUGAAGAAAAAAAUUCAAGCACAUGAAGAGAAAAAGGUCAAUAAGAAUACCGAGAAAGUUGAAGAUGGUGCUAUUCCGACCUAUUUGCUGGAUCGUGGGGUACAGUCAAGCGCUAAAGUUCUCUCUAACAUGAUUAAACAGAAACGGAAGGAAAAGGCCGGCAAGUGGGAUGUACCGAUCCCAAAAGUACGUGCUCAAUCUGAUGCGGAGGUGUUUAAAGUUAUCCGUAGCGGAAAGACGAAACGAAAAGCCUGGAAACGAAUGGUUACAAAAGUCACAUAUGUUGGAGAGAACUUCACUAGGAAGCCUCCGAAGUUUGAGAGAUUUAUUCGUCCAAUGGCGCUAAGGUUCAACAAAGCCCAUGUGACGCAUCCUGAGCUAAAGGCAACAUUCCAUUUGCCAAUUAUAGGCGUCAAGAAAAAUCCUUCGUCGCCUAUGUACACUAGUUUAGGUGUUAUUACCAAGGGUACUGUGAUCGAAGUCAACAUCUCCGAGCUCGGCUUGGUGACACAAUCUGGUAAAGUUGUCUGGGGAAAGUACGCCCAAGUCACGAAUAAUCCCGAGAACGAUGGUUGUAUUAAUGCAGUGCUUUUAGUAUAAAAACAAUCCUCCCGCACAUAUCCUUUUUUUCUUCAAUUCGUCAUAGGCUAUAAGAUUGUGAUGUUACCUUCAGAAAAUACAAACUUGUAAAAUUACCCAUCACAUUGAAUUUCUAUACUGUCAAAGUAGGGUUAGCGUUAUAUUCUUAAAAUUUGAAUAGCCAAAUUACCGCGUUUUACAUAAAUCAACUUAUUUUGAGACUUUAUAUUACAAUUUAGCUAAUCGAAAUUUUGAUUUCAUAAACAAAGCACUUUCAAGAUG